AUGGAUUUAGACCUAUUGCUUGCUCAAACUGAAUUUUUACAGUCUGACAAUGAAUUGCCAGACUGUUAUGAAACAUCUGAUAAUGAAUUGCUAAACUGUUAUAAGACAUCCGAUAAUGAAUUUCCAGACUGUUAUGAAACAUCCUAUAACUAUGAAACAACGGAUGAUGAGUAUUCAAAUAAUAGAUCAGUUGUAUCCGAAGAACAUAUGUCUAAAAAAAAACGAAAUUGUAAAAUAAAUCCAAAAACUAUUUUAGAAAAGAAAGAUAGGGGUUGCGAAUCCACUGUAUAUAUGCUAAUAUUGACCAUUGAUCAUCAUAUUGGUGCAAGAAAAAAUAACACACUUCGCCAAAAAAUUUUUGCAUUUCUAAGACAAUUGGUGUAUUUAUAUAAUGAGCAUUACGGUCAACUAAAAGCUUGGCCUAAAACAGUAAUGCUAUAUAUUAAUCAUAAUAUUAAAAAAUAUCUCAAAUAA
This is a messenger RNA of Dentiscutata heterogama, 474 nucleotides long. Lineage: Eukaryota; Fungi; Glomeromycota; Glomeromycetes; Diversisporales; Gigasporaceae. The record is from the annotation of a GenBank genome assembly.